GCAGUGGGAGUGAGAGGGGGGUUUGGUACCCUUGAAGGCCAAUGUUCAGGAAUGCAGAACACUGGAGAGGCCUAUGAACAAGAAUCCAAAAGACAGCAAGGCAUCUCUGGGUCUCAGUUUCCUCAUCUGUGAAGUAGAGAUGUUGUCCCUGCCCGGGCCAUCCCAUGGAGUGCAAUGAGGGAAAAAUAAAACCAGAGUCAGAAGAGCAUUUUGAAGGUUUUUAUUCUCUACAAACACAAAACUAAAACUGCCUUAAAAAUCACCAGACACUACCCCUCCCACCCAUGAAAAUACAACCAGCAUGCUUUGCCCCGGCAGCCUGUUGCAGGGCUUUCUAUAAGGACUCCUUGGCUUUGCUGAUGGCCAUCUGGGUUUCCUUUGCAGCUGGUCCAUGGAGUGCUCCAGCUGGAAUACAGUUGCCCACGUGGUUUCAAUGGAACGCUUUCCUCCUGGCCCCAUGUGAAUGACGGCAAGUGGCACUCAGUUCUGGUGAAGGAGACGGACACUUCCACUCGGCUGUUGGUUGACAGCUCAGGCAACGGCUCCCUUGUGCUCCCAGAGAACUGCCAGGGCCUGAGGCCCAAAAGAGACCUCUUUCUAGGCGGCUUUGUCCUCUCUCACUCUCCCCCGAACGUCUCCCAGGGCUUUGAAGGCUGCCUCGAUGAGGUCAUGAUCAAUGGACAGGCACUGGAGCUGAUGGCCCAUGGCAAGAAGGUGGCAGGCUUGCUGGAGAGGCAGGACCUCACCCAGUGCUGCGCCCACAGCCAAGACUGCAGCCCGAACCCAUGUCUCAAUGGUGGGAAGUGCUCACAGGCCCUCGGGAUAGGCUAUUCCUGCGAGUGUCCCCCACAGUUCUCUGGGAAACACUGUGAACAGAGAAAGAACUGCACUUUGACACCUUGCCCGGAGGAGAACGGAAACUGCAGCUCCUCCCCUGAAGGAGUCAGGUGUGAACAAAAGGAAAGGGCCUGCUCAGAAGGAAAAUGCCUACUCACCCCGGUGAUCAAAAGGGGGGACUGGGGUCAGCAGGAGCUUCUGAUCUUCACAGGGAUCCUACUGUUCAUUAUUGCUAGCACCAUUGGGUUUCUCUUCUACUGCCGCUAUCGCAAGUCUCACAAGCCCGUGGCCAUGGAAGAUCCAGACCUUUUGGCUAGGAGUGUUGGUGUUGACACCCAAGCCAUGCCUGCCAUCGAGCUCAACCCUCUGAGCACCAACUCCUGCAACAACGUGAACCAACUAGAGCCCAGCAAGACCUCAGUGUAUCCAGGCGGAGCCACGGUCUGGCCCCCUACUUACUCCAGGAAGGAACACUGGGAAUACCCCAACUCUGAAGUGACCCCGAGCCCUCUGCCACCAUCACCUCAGCACCACCAGAACCCAGCUGUGAUGCAGGAGCCCAAUGGCCUCUAUGGGGGUUUCCCCUUCCCACUGGAGGUGGAAAAUAAGCGGGCACCCCUCCCACCCCGCUAUAGCAACCAGAACCUGGAAGAUCUGAUGCCCCCGCGGCCCCCCAGUCCCCGGGAGCGCCUGCUGGCCCCCUGUCUCAAUGAGUACACAGCCAUCAGUUACUACCAUUCGCAGCUCCGGCAGGGAGGGGGAGGGCCCUGCCUGGCAGAGGGGGGCUACAAGGGGGUGAGGAUGCGCCUCAGCCGCGCCGGGCCCUCUUAUGCCGACUGUGAGGUGGUGGGUGGGCUUCCCGCAGGCCGGGGCCAGCCCGAGGCACCCCCCAACUAUGAGGGCUCUGACAUGGUAGAGAGUGAUUAUGGGAGCUGUGAGGAGGUCAUGUUCUAGCUGUCCUCAGAGGAAGGAAGGUGGGAGGCCAAGGACUUGGCACCUUCUUCCUGUCUAUAGAGAGUGAGUACAGCGUGGCUGGGAAAGUGGGAGGGAAGCCCCCAUACCCAUUCCAGGCUGCCAUACAUUGAAAUGUGCUCUUCCAGACCCCCAGCUAGUCCCUGAGGAUGGAGGGAAGCUGAGGGUAGGACUCGAAAAACAGCACCAGGGCCCCAGCAGAAAGGGGAUGCACAGGGCAGCUACGCUGGAAAACCAGGAGAAGCCGACUCCUGAGAUGGGCAAGAGGCAGUCAGUCUCUGAUCUGCCGUCUCCCAGCGCCCAGGGAGGCAGGGCCUGAACUACUGGGUCAGCCCUGUUGGGGCACAUCCUUACACCUGCCCACAGCUCCAUUCUGGAGGCAGAGGCAGGCUCAUGCCCCACAGGCUACCACUACACCCACUAGAGAGAUGAGGUCCCAGGGUCUCUGACCCUGGAGGGCCACAGGGUGUCCUCCUAGGGGCUGACAGGUGAGCAGAAGGCGAGCAGUUACCAAAAGUCACCUAUGCACCCUGCCUCAUGCAUAUGUCCAUUGCAGCAUCUGCUCCGUGUCAGGUGCUGUGCUAGGCAUCGGGGAUAAGAUGGUGAAUGAGGGCAACAAGGGUACCUGAGGAGCAUCACUAUGGUCUCAGUCUCCUGGAGGUCCCACUCCUCUAAUCCAGAUUCCAACUAGGCAACUUGCCCCGCCUCUUUAAGUCACGUGACUUUCUACCAGCCAGGGCCAGUCAGGAUUCCUGCAGCCCUGGACUUUCUUUGCUAAAGAAAUCAGACCUCAUGGAACUCUGGGUUCUUCAUCCCAAGUUUCUCAAGCACUUUGGGCCAAAGGCAGGAAGGCUAUCAUUCAUCAUUUUUAAAAAUUUUAGGCACUUUUCAACCUUGCUGUCUGGAUGAGGGAUUUUUCUUCCAUAGACACAAGGAACUCAGAAUGUCCAUUCAGGGGAGGGUGGAGGCAGGGAGCCAGAAAGAGGAUGCCCUGUCCUUGCCCCGCCAUCUGAGAAGCCUGCCAAUCUAAGUGUUACCUGCAGUGACUCAACCCUAUGCAUGGAGGGUCAAUGUGGGCACAUGUCUACACAUGUGGGCACUCAUGUAUAGUACAUUUGUACACAUGUGUAGAGUGUAUGUAGCCAGGAGUGGCAGCGACCAGAGAAUUCUGGUGGCCUUGCUAUUCUGCCCACCCCCCGUCCCUUUCUCGGGUCCACUACUUUUUCAUGUGUUGUUUCUGGAGACAAAAGUCAAAAGGAAGAGCAACAGAGACUCUCACCCCCAGAGUUGCUGCUUACAGCGAGACGGAGGCUGUGUGGGUGAGAGCGUGUUUGUGUGAGUGGUUCGUGACUGUGUGUGCGACUGUGAGUGUGAAUGACGGUAUGAAUGGCCUUUUUUUUUUUUUUAACAAUAAAGUGUCUUUUUUACUGUUAUUU
Molecule: messenger RNA, 3245 nt
Organism: Myotis brandtii (Brandt's bat)
Lineage: Eukaryota; Metazoa; Chordata; Mammalia; Chiroptera; Vespertilionidae
Product: protocadherin Fat 2-like
Exons: 4
Coding region: 670-1791 (373 amino acids)
Biological process (GO): establishment or maintenance of epithelial cell apical/basal polarity; heterophilic cell-cell adhesion
Cellular component (GO): protein-containing complex; plasma membrane
Source: RefSeq, a predicted model, not a curated record